UUAAAUUCAUAAGAAUUUUGCUAGCAUUUCGUUUGAUAAAAUAUAUUAAAAACAUAGCAAUUAUGCAAGUCUUGUCUUGAUAUAUUGAUGUGGGUGAAAUUUGAUGAAACGAACAAAGAUUGACGUAAACUGACGAAAACCAAACUCGCUCAGAUUGUUGCCACAAACCAUUGCAGCAAGUACAUGUAGUGUCCUGUCACAUUAAAGAAUCAAUCAUGAUUUUCUUGCGUUAUAUGGCAGCAUGUGCUUUGUUCAUCAUUGUGAUUUCAAGUCCCGCAGAAAGACAUGAAAAACGGGGUACAAUCCAAAAAAAAGCUUGGUGGAAUUUUACGUAUCAGAUGUUGUCUAUUUUUGGAUUGGGUAAUUCCCUUUUUCUCUUUGACUAUGGCUGUUUUUGUGGAUAUCGGGGUCAUGGUGAAUCAGUUGACACGAUCGACAAUUGCUGUCAAGUCCACGACGCUUGCUACUCCGUGGUAGAAGAGGAAAACAAAUGCUGGUUUCAUCCUAAAUGGACGCCUUAUGAUUAUAUUAUUUCUAACGUAACAGGGAAAAACAGAGUAGAAUGUAAAGACGAAAAAGACAGUUGUCAUUGGGAUGUGUGUAUGUGUGAAAAGAUUUUUGUAGAUUGUAUCCAUUUACACAUUGACGAAUACAACGAUGAAAGCUUAUUUUUAGAUACAGAAGAAAAGUGCGAAGAGAGAUAGAAUCUACACGCAAUGUCUUCAAUGUGAUAUCCUGCUAUUUACAUAUACAUUUUGUACUAGUUAAAAAUUUAAUACUUUAUUUACACUCAGACACAACAUAUGUGUUACAUGAGAAAACAUAUACAAUUUGAGAUCGAAUUUAUCAUAAUAUAUGAUAAAUAGGACAAACUGUUUCAUUAUUCAGUAAAAAAUAUUCAUUUGCAAAGCAAAUACAUUACAUAUGAUUAAAAGAAUUUGACAAUAUUGGAAAGAUAGAAAAAAACGUGUUAUUGAACAAAGAGGUAAAUUUUUUUUUGCGGAAACUGAUAACAAAAGUCGAUAUUUAAUUUCUAAGAUGAGAUUAAAGUAUUCAAAUAUCUUCAAAGGCCUGAUUCAAAAAUUUAAGCAGAAUAUUUUCAUCUUUAAAGUUUGAAGUUUUAUAAUAUUUUAAAUUGUUUGGUGAAAAUAUGAUUUUUGUAAUUACAAAAAUCAAAAAGUUCGGUAUUUGCCUGAGAUCAGUGCACGUGGUUUUGAUGAGACAAUAUAACAGUCUGUAAAUAUUAAACUUAUUAGGCAACCAUUACCUUGGUACAGUGAAUCAAACUUCAUUAUAUAUGGAAAAUGCAUAGCAUUGUAUCGUUUCUUGUGAUGACUAGACUAUAAGUAUAGUUAUUUACUAAAUUGCUACCUGAACACAAUGACAGAGUUAUUACCGAGAAUUGUGAAAUCUACGACACAUCAGUAGUUCAAUUAUUAAUAGUUUAGAACGCUUUUAUGCCCCAUUAAUGGGCAUUAUGUUUUCAUGUCUGUGUAUUCGUCCGUCCGUCCGUCCGUUCGUUCGUCCGUGUGUCCCGCUUCAGGUUAACGUUAAUGGUCGAGGUAGUUUUUUUUAUAUGAAGUUGAAGUCCAAUCAACUUGAAACUUAGUACGCAUGUUCCCUAUGACAUGAUCUUUCUAAUUUUAAUGCCAAAUAAGAGUUUUUAUCCUAAUUUCACGGUCCACUGAAGAUAAAAAUGAUAGUGCGGAUUGGGUACUAUGGACACAUUUUUGUUUCAUUAUAAUUUGGUGUACUGCAUUUUACAAAUGGAUAUUUUCUUAACGUUUUAACUUUAGAUAAAUGGGUAUUCCACUAAAUAAUAGCAAUAUAAUAUAGGUAUUCAUUGUAAAAAAAAGUGUUAAAAUUCUAAACACACUUUUUUGUGCUUCUUUUUAUGUCUAAACUUCUCAUAUUUUCCAACAUUUUUUGGUUAAAGAAGUGUUUAGGAUUGUGUUACGUUCUUUGACGCUAAAAACACGUUGGUUGUCCGGUUUGAAUGGUUUUUCACAAUUUGGUAAUGUUUGGGCCUGUUAUAGCCUCCGUGUUGAAGUCCGUACCUUAAUCUAUUAUGGAUUACUUUUAUAAAUUGUUACUUAGAUGGAGAGUUGUCUCAUUGGCACUCAUAUAUACCACAUCUUCCUAUAUCUAUAAAAUGGUUGAUAUUCAAGAGAUGUGUACAUUAUAAUAUGUGAUUACAAAGAAAUGUGAUGAGAUAGGCUAUUACACACAAUCCUAAACAUCUUAAACUUAGACAUGUAAUACUUAAUGAAUGGCUAUUAUCUAUUUUGAAUUUAUUGAACCAUAAAACUAAUUUUUGACUCUUCACAUUUUCGCGGAUUAUGUAAAAUGUGAAGAGGCAAAAAAUAGUUUUAUGGUUCAACAAAAUCAAAAUAAAUUAUUGCCAUUCAUUAUAAAUAAAUUUUUAUCAAAAAUAAGGCUCAAGGAACAUUUUAUAUUAUUUACAUUAACAAUAACAACGUACACACAUGUUGGCGUAUGAAUACACAACGUCAGAGUGGGCGUGUCGGCCAUCAAAAUUGACAACGUUGAAAAUAAAACUAAUAAUUUUAACCAAUCAGAAGACAGUAAAUACACCAAAUUUAUUUAUUUGUGGUUAUUGUCAAAGCACAAAUUUGUCAGGGUGUAUAUAUAGAUAUAUAUUUGUUCUUCAGCUUUGAUGUUGUAGACACUCUUGAAGCAAGACUAUAUGUAUUUUCUAAAGUAUAAAUUUUAUAGAAAUUAAUAAAUAUGCACCUGA
This is a messenger RNA of Mytilus trossulus (common blue mussel), 2758 nucleotides long. RefSeq names its product acidic phospholipase A2 2-like. Gene Ontology annotation, biological process: phospholipid metabolic process; arachidonate secretion; lipid catabolic process. The transcript has 6 exons. The record is from RefSeq and is a predicted model, not a curated record. NCBI's taxonomy places the organism in Eukaryota, Metazoa, Mollusca, Bivalvia, Mytilida, Mytilidae. Gene Ontology annotation, molecular function: calcium ion binding; phospholipid binding. The coding region runs from base 216 to 704 and encodes 162 amino acids.